Messenger RNA from Trypanosoma rangeli, 1257 nucleotides. RefSeq lists its product as uncharacterized. Bases 1 to 1257 code for a protein of 418 amino acids. The transcript has a single exon. The record is from RefSeq and is a predicted model, not a curated record. NCBI's taxonomy places the organism in Eukaryota, Euglenozoa, Kinetoplastea, Trypanosomatida, Trypanosomatidae.
AUGAGACGCGUCGUGAGCAGGUGGGCGUUUGCAUCGUCUGCAUUUACGCCGACGGCAGCGAUACAGACAAGGUCUAGAAGGAGUUUUUUGAGUACUUCGAAUGACACUAUGCUUUCUCACGUGGGGGUGGCCCUGUCCACCGCACUUCGCUGCUCGUCUUCCACAGCGGCUUACCCUGUAGCUGCAAAGAAAACUAGACGAGGGUGGAAGAAAGCCCCAGCCAGCGAAGAUGAGGUCGCGGUGGCCUCGACAACAGGGAAACGGGGGACACGCAGAAGAAGCAGCAAGGCCAAAUCUGCUGAAGUUGCACUGGAAGAGGCAGAGGAGGACGAUGAGCUCGAUCAGCGCGCAAUGUUUGAUGUAGCUGGGGUAGAUGAGGCGACAGACGGAGGACGAGUCAUGUGGGAGGAGGAGCAACAAAAACUGGACGAUUUCAACAAGGAUGAGGAUGCGGAGGUAACGCUUUCACGUCAACAACGUCCUCGUACUCGUCAGCGGCAAUCAUCGUCUAGAGCGGUGCCCAACGACGAUGCCUUGGACGACGAUGACGAGGUCGGUGAAGACGACAAAGAUGCUUCCGGCGGGGCAUCCACAGUUGAAGAUGCGGUGCCAAGUUUAGGUGAGGAAAGCCGCUUUUUGAAGGAUCGCUUCCCGGAUUUGGCGGCGGAGUAUGACACAGAGGCCAACCAGCUGCCGUUGGAUAAGGUCGUCUUUGAUGGCGCGCAGGUGGCGUCCUGGAAGUGUGUGGAGUGUGGAUUUAAAUGGAAGAGUGGAAUCUUUGUGCGCACCUGCCUUCGCACGAAGUGCCCGCAGUGCGAGAAGGAACGUAACCCGUGCUUGGACGGACGCUUCGUUCAACUCUGGGACCACUCUCUCAACGACCCAUGCAUUGACCCCAAGGGAGUGGUGGCGAGCAGCAACAAAUCUGCCUUCUGGCGCUGUCCAAGCUGUGGCACCAGCUUUCAGGCACGCAUUAAGGAUAUGGUGGCCGACAAGGCGAAGUGCCCAUCGUGUUCCUUGUUGAAUCUUCAUGCUGACUUCAGCAAGGACGAGAAUGGGCUGCUGCAGGAGUGGCAUCCCCUCAAAAAUGGUGAUCUACAGCCAAGCCAGGUGAAGCCAACCGAUCAUACCAAACUAUGGUGGCUUUGUAUGGCCUGUGGGCACGAAUGGGAGGCCACGCUUGCUGCCCGACUCACCCGGUCCAGGCGCACAAAGGGGAAGGAGUGCCCCGUUUGCCAUGGUAAGGGGAAGGAUUGA